Molecule: messenger RNA, 3553 nt
Organism: Tripterygium wilfordii
Lineage: Eukaryota; Viridiplantae; Streptophyta; Magnoliopsida; Celastrales; Celastraceae
Product: putative receptor-like protein kinase At3g47110
Exons: 2
Coding region: 280-3399 (1039 amino acids)
Biological process (GO): protein phosphorylation
Molecular function (GO): protein binding; ATP binding; protein kinase activity
Source: RefSeq, a predicted model, not a curated record
AUAUCUUAAGCAGAGGUUAAAUUCAUCUAUUCAAAUUUUCAACGUAGGCCAGUAUUUCAUUUUCAUUCAAUACAUUCAAGUAAAUAGAAUAUGUUAAGCAGAGGUCAACUUCAUAUAUUCAAAAUUUCAAAGUGGGCCAGUAUUUCGUUUUCAUUUAAUACAUUCAAAGUAAAUAUCAUCUCACGGGACUUCACAUCUAGCUUUUAUACUUCUCAGUGAAAUCCAGACCCACAAAUACUGUAUUUACAUUGACUCUGGAUGAUCUGAUUUUCCAAAAAAAUGAUGAAGCUUUCUUGGUGCAGCAUUUCGAUUAAGUUGGUAUUUGUUCUUCCUGGAAUUCUUCUUUUAAGCAUGAGCUGUUACUUGGAAUCUGCAGCACAACCUAGUUUCGCAAAUGAAAUGGACUAUUCUGCAUUACUUGAUUUCAAGAAUCUGAUAGUUCAAGAUCCAAACCAAAUAAUGAGCUCCUGGAAUGGUUCAAUACAUUUCUGCAACUGGGUUGGUGUUACCUGCAGUUCAUCUGAUGGACGAAUCAUACUAUUGAACUUGGCAUCUCUUGGCCUAGCUGGGUCUGUAGCACCUUCUAUAGGGAACCUCACAUACCUUACUGAAAUCAACCUUGCAAACAACAGCUUUCAUGGCGAAAUUCCGCAAGAAAUGGGACGUCUGCUGCACCUAGAGAAGGUAAAUAUGAGCCACAAUAACUUGGGUGGAAAUAUUCCAGCUAAUCUUACACAUUGUACAGAAUUAAGGGAAUUUGAUAUGAUGUUCAAUGAGCUUGUGGGGCAGAUCCCUGACCAGCUUAGUACCUUGUCAAAAUUAGUCGUUCUGAAUCUGGGGGGCAAUGACCUUAAUGGAAAUAUCCCAGCUUGGAUAGGUAACUUCUCUUCUCUGCGACGUCUUUUCCUUACAAGGAAUGAUUUCCAAGGAAGUAUACCUGAUGAACUUGGGUAUCUAUCGAACUUGGGCUAUUUACAGCUUUAUGGAAACAAUCUGUCUGGUAUGAUCCCUUCAUCAAUUUAUAAUAUUUCUUCCUUAUACUAUUUCUCUGUUACUCAAAACCAACUGCACGGCCGAUUGCCUCUGGAUGUCGGCCUUACACUUCCUAAGCUGGAGAUACUUGCUGGUGGGGUUAAUAGUUUUACAGGACCUAUACCUGAGUCUUUGUCAAAUGCUUCUGGAUUGCAAGUGCUUGAUUUUGCUGAAAAUGGUCUCACUGGGACAAUUCCAGGAAGCCUAGGAAGCUUGAAAGAUUUAAUUAGGCUUAACUUUGAUGAAAAUAGCCUCAGUGGUGACUUGGGUUUUCUUAGUGAUUUGGCUAAUUGUACUAGUAUUCAGGUAUUGGGUCUUGCGUAUAAUCGUUUUGGAGGAGAAUUGCCUAGCUCCAUAGCAAAUCUUUCAAUUUGGUUAAGUAGAUUAACCAUAGGAGGCAAUGUUCUUCGUGGGAGCAUCCCUGUUGGGAUUGAGAACUUUCUUGACUUGACCCUUUUGGGAUUGGAAAGGAACAAUUUGAGUGGAAGUAUUCCCGAGGUUAUAGGAAAAUUUCAGAAGUUAGAAGGUCUGGAAUUGAAUUAUAACAGAUUUUCAGGGUUAAUUCCAUCCUCUUUUGGUAACUUGACAAAAUUGACAAGGCUUUAUCUGGAUGAGAACAUAUUGGAAGGAAACAUACCUCCAAGUCUUGGAAACUGCACAAGUUUGCAGGAUCUGAAUUUCUCAAGUAACAAGCUUAAUGGCACCAUACCCAAGCAGUUCAUUGGCCUUUCCUCCCUUUCAAUUGCUUUGGACAUGUCUCAUAAUUCUUUGACUGGUUCACUUCCACCUGAAGUGGGCAACUUGAAGAAUCUUGUGGAACUGGACCUAUCCUAUAACAGAUUAUCAGGUCUAAUUCCCAGCGGACUUGGCAGUUGUAUUAGUUUGGAACGUCUGCAGUUGGAUGAUAACGUGUUUAACGGAACGGUACCUCAAUCUUUGGAAACUUUAAAAGGUUUAGUAGAUCUUGACCUUUCACACAAUAGCUUGUCAGGCCAGAUUCCUGAAUUUCUCAUCAAGUUUUCAGCUCUAAGGCAUCUUGAUCUUUCUUACAAUGACUUUGAAGGUGAAGUGCUACAGGUAGGAAUCUUUGCAAAUGCAAGUUCUAUUUCCAUUAAUGGAAAUGAUAAGCUCUGUGGUGGCAUCACAGAAUUGCUACUACAAAAAUGCUCCUGGAAAAGAGAUCGAAAGCGUCUCUCCGCCAAAGUAAUUAUUUUUGCAACUAUUUCAGCCAUCUUUGUAUUUGGUCUUCUAUGUUCUUUAGCCAUAUUUUGUGCUCUAAGAACAAAAAGGAGAAAAUCAACUGCACUUUCCUCUGAAAAAUGGCGGUUAGAUUUAUCUUAUCAAGAACUCAUGAAGUCAACAAAUGGCUUCUCCUUGGAGAAUUUGAUUGGUUCAGGUAGCUUUGGUUCUGUGUUCAAGGGAAUUCUUCCUGGUGAUGGAAAAGCCAUUGCAGUUAAGGUAAUAAACCUUCAACAGCAAGGAGCCUUGAAAAGCUUCAUUGAUGAAUGCAAUGCUUUGAGAAAUAUUCGUCACCGUAACCUUCUGAAAGUCAUUACUGCCUGCUCAAGCAUUGAUCAUCAAGGUAAUGAAUUUAAAGCUCUGGUUUUUGAUUUCAUGCCCAACGGAAAUUUAGACAAGUUGCUGCAUCCAACCCCUUAUGAGCACUGUCAAGCUAUGAAACUGAGCCUUACUCAGAGGUUGAAUAUAGCUGUCGACGUUGCUUCUGCUCUUGAUUACCUCCAUAACGAUUGUGACAUGCCAAUUGUUCACUGUGACCUGAAGCCAAGCAAUGUCCUCCUUGACGAAGAUAUGACUGCACAUAUUGGUGACUUUGGAUUGGCAAGGUUCCUCUCUGAAGCAUCAAAAUAUUCCUCCAAAGAUCAAACCCUCUCAACUGGCGCUGGACUAAAGGGUUCAAUUGGCUACAUCCCUCCAGAGUAUGGCAUGAGCAGCCAUGUUUCCAUACUGGGCGACAUCUACAGCUAUGGGAUACUGUUGCUGGAGAUGUUUACAGGGAAAAGACCAAGUGAUGACAUGUUUACAUAUGGUACAAGCAUUCAAGAGUUUGUCUCUUUGGCUUUGCCUGAACGUGUCAUGGAGCUUGUAGACCCAACAAUGCUCUUUGGGAAAGAAAAUGAUGAUGAAGUGGAAAAUGAAGAUUACUUGGAAGCAGAAGAGACCUGCCUCAGCACCAGAAGUACAAUAGAGGAAUGCUUGGUUUCUGUGAUGAGAAUUGGGCUUUUAUGUUCUGCAACAUUACCAGCAAAUCGGAUGGCCAUGAACAUUGUUGUCAAUAAGUUGCAUGCCAUUAGAGACUCGUUGAUCCAAGAACCAUAUUUGAAGUACAGGAAACCACACACAGGUUAAGGAAAUGGAUUUGUGAUACUCACAAGAUCCUCUGGGAUGUUGUACUUGUACAGUUUGUGUACAGUGGUGAUCCAUCAUAUAUCCCAUGACAACUGAAUCUUAAUAAUACAUACUAUUCCAUAUAUAAUAUAUUGAUAUUUAUGCAUUUCAUCAC